GUGUGAGUUCUGUGGGUGAAAGAGAGUCUGUGCGUGUUCCAGUGCAGGCAGUUCUCGAGGUUAUUUUGAAAGUGACCCCCUCACUCACUCACAGCCGCGCACCGCGCUAACUGUCGGGACUCGGGAAGCAUGACACAAGAUGACGGAUACGGUUAUCGUAGAGGGACAGGUCAGACUUCGUGAGGGAAAAAAGGUGGUUCAAAGCAACCCAAACUACUUUUACUUGGAAAAACAGAUGGGUGAUUCUUCGGAAACCUUCUCCUGUAGCAGACUGCCUGAUCUUGCUGGUGUAUAAGGAGCGUGGAGAGAAGAGUAAAGGACAGCGGGAGAGGAGUCAGGCCACGUUGAGGGAUAUCUAUGGGCUGGAGGCUCUUCAGGGGUUUGAUGGAGUGAAUUACGUGCUCAGUCUGCUCUGCCUGAGCCAGUCUGUCAUGCUGGGCUUCGACAACAAAGUGUCUCUUCUGGCCUGGGAUGCUCGUAUCCGCUACAGCCUUGGAGAGGUCCACAGGUUCAACGUCAAUGUCCAGCCUGGUACCAGACUAGAAAGUGGCCCCGCCUCGCUGCAUUUGUGCAACAACUUGCUUGUCAUCGCCAGAGACCUCCCUCCAACUGUCAUCGGCCAAUGGAAAAUGUCAGACUUGAGGCGUUAUGGUGACGUUCCUAAUGGAUUUGUCUUUGAGGGAGGGACAAGAUGUGGCUACUGGGCUGGUGUUUUCUUCCUAGCAUGUGCAGAAGGAAAACAGAUCAGUUUUUUGUUUGAUUGCAUCGUUCGUGGCAUAUCGCCAAGCAGGGGCCCGUUUGGACUGCAUCCAGUCCUGCCUGACCCCAGUGCUAACCCAUCAUCUAUAGAAGACAGGAUUAGCCAGGAGACCAGUGAGCUAGAGAGACGACUCAGUAUGCUGUCCAUUUGUAGUCACCACAGCAGUGCAACCUCCACCUUCAGUUAUGGUUGCUCCUUGACAGGAGAUGAUCGGAGCAUCUCCAGCUCCUCUGAGACCAGCCUAUCUGAGAACAGCUUGGGAAGCCGCCUGGCGAUAUGGCCUGAGCCGGUCAGACACCCCACCCCUGUCGAACCGUCAUUAUCAUCAUCCCUGUUAGGGGUUGCGAUAUCUGAGAGUACAGCCUGUUCUGUCAGCACGUCCAGUGAUGACCGUCUAUAUGGAGUGAUGAUGGGAGGGCUUCGUCCACCAUCCAAGUAUCCUCACCCUAGAGGCCUUCAAGAGGUGGGACGCCAGAGCUCAACAGACAGCGGUAUUGCCACUGGAAGCCACUCUUCGUAUUCUGGAAACUUCUCCUCCUACACUGGUAGUAUGGAUAUUGGGCAUGGAAAGACUGAUGAGUUUGGAUCCUUAACAAGCCUUCCUCAAAACUCCAAUUCAAACUCUAACUCCCUUAUCAACACUCCAGUACCAACAAUCCCACUAAUUCCUGUGCACAAACUGUGUGUGUGUCCACUCAGAGAGGCUGCUCAAAUGCAGGCCACCAUGUACCAGGUACCAAACCCACCUCUGCAGCAUUAUGACAUCCCUCGCAAGCUCCUACAACGCCAAUCAUCCAAUCAGGAACAGUUUUGGACUGCCACAAGCCAUGGACAGAGGCCUGAAUGUGGAGCCUUGGGACCAGAUGGCAUCCCUGCAGAUGAUAACCCCAAACAAACUGUGAAGGAGCAACUGUGGUGUGGUGAAGGAACAGCACCCACUGAAGGUUCCACCAUACCACAGUUGCAUCCCACCAUAUGUCCCGACUGUGGGGGAGGAAAGGUGGAGCAGAGGAGCAGGUGUGAGACGAGAAGCAGUUCUGAAGAGCAAACUAACGCUGAACCAAAAGGCAAAUAUGUGCAGAGGGCAUACAUGACUGAUUCAUCCAGGUGGCCACAGUUCAGAGCUGGAGAUUACGGAGAGACUGGACUGACAGUCAUUGACAAACUUCAAGGUGAUUCUGUUAACUACAUAAAUAUCCCCAUCAGUCCUAUGUCUAAAGGCCAGCUGCACUACAUGGAACUGGAUCUGCAGGACCUUCCAGAGUCAAGUCACACUGGCAGAGCGGUCGGUUCCUGUACUAAAUAUGCCCACAUUGACAUCACUGCGAAGGAGACCGCACAGAGGGUGGGAGCCCAGCAUGUACAGGGCCGAGAGGAGAGACUACAGAACCCACAACACAAGAGGAGAGGAACACUCACCUGAACAUAUAACAUGGAGACAAAACGUCUGAGACAACAUUGAAAAAAAAUCUUUUAAACCUAGUUCUUACAUUUUAUUUAUUUAUUUUUUUAAGAAAAAUGUAUAUAUUUAAUAUAAAAUAUUUUGAGAUGCUGUCAUAUUUUUAGGUCACUUUUUUGAAUCAUGAGCAGAAUUUUAAAGAAUUUUUCCAUAAUUUUUUAAUUUCCUUGCGUCCACUGAAGUACAAAAUGUGGAUGAUCAGGUUUUACACAAACGUUCAUACAAGUUCAUGCAAUUCCAUGUAAUUUGUCCUUUUUGAAUCAACAAAGAAGAUACCAAAUAUUAAGAAAUUAUUAAAUUCAUAUGCAUUUUUCAGUUCAAUGUUUGUUUUUCUCGAUUUAUGCUGAAAAAAAUGCAAAGUAAAAUUAUAUUUGGCAGGUGUCUCAGCGGUUCUCAACCUGGGGUCCAGGGCCCACUAGGGGGCCUCAGCAUGAGUCAAAUAUAUUGAAAUUAACAUUUAUAAAACUUUCAAUAUUAAUGUUAAAAAUAAUAUUAAUGUAAAAAAAAAAA
Messenger RNA from Carassius auratus (goldfish), 2729 nucleotides. Its product is annotated as protein Dok-7-like. The coding region runs from base 432 to 2183 and encodes 583 amino acids. Gene Ontology annotation, molecular function: protein kinase binding. Gene Ontology annotation, biological process: positive regulation of protein tyrosine kinase activity; neuromuscular junction development. The transcript is spliced from 11 exons. Lineage: Eukaryota; Metazoa; Chordata; Actinopteri; Cypriniformes; Cyprinidae. The record is from RefSeq and is a predicted model, not a curated record.